AUUCUACUCAAAGAUAUCAAAAAUUCGCAACACUGAUUUUAUCAACUUCGCAAAAUGCAAACAACUUCCAAUUGAAUAUUUCAACAAAUCAAGCAACAUCAGAAAUGUUGGCGGCUUUAGUCAAUGAAACAAAGAUUAUGUUUUUAAGAGCCUGUGAUCCUCCAUUUUCUGCAUAUAUUACAUUGGCAAAAAUGGUAGCCCCUGGAUUUGUUGAAACUAGUAAAACAAUUUCCUUUCUUAGAUCAAAAAUAUGUGCGUAUUAUGUGAAUCAUCGUACUCGAUUAAAUACUGAAUCUAGAGCAUAUGCCGAAGAUUAUAUUUACAAUAACAGGCAAUUUAUUAGGAUUGCUAUGGAUAGUAUACCAAGUAUUGAUGACUUGGGAUCAUAUGUAGAUGAUACA
This is a messenger RNA of Funneliformis caledonium, 401 nucleotides long. Lineage: Eukaryota; Fungi; Glomeromycota; Glomeromycetes; Glomerales; Glomeraceae. The record is from the annotation of a GenBank genome assembly.